Molecule: messenger RNA, 1098 nt
Organism: Aplosporella prunicola CBS 121167
Lineage: Eukaryota; Fungi; Ascomycota; Dothideomycetes; Botryosphaeriales; Aplosporellaceae
Exons: 4
Biological process (GO): transmembrane transport
Molecular function (GO): transmembrane transporter activity
Source: RefSeq, a predicted model, not a curated record
CGGAACUUUUUCCUGAUCUCAUGCGUUGUUCUCUGCGAGCCAAUCUCGUCAACGAUGCUCUUACCAUUCGUAUACUUUAUGGUUAAGGAUUUUGGAUAUGCGGAGGAGAAAAUUGGCUCGCGGGCUGGAAUUAUCACGUCUUGUUUUUUCGUUGUUCAGAUGUUCUCUACCCCUCUCUGGAGCAUGUGGUCAAACAGAGCAGGUCGGAAAGUGACACUCCUAACGGGCCUAUUCUUCACCGCGGUCGGCAUGGUUUUGUUCGGCCUGUCUCGUUCCUUAGUCAAAGCCAUUCUGGCACGCUCCUUUUGCGGCCUUUUGAACGGCAACUUCCCGGUUGCCCGUACAAUGGUCGGAGAGCUUGCCGAGAAAUCAGGGACGGACAAAGGAAAGGCUUUCUCGCUCUUUGGCUUCACUCUUGCCGCAGGAUGGUUGCUUGGCCCAAUGAUCGGAGGUGGGCUCGCAAGGCCCGCAAUCCAAUUCGGGGUUUCGGGUCCAAAAGACGUCUUUGUUCAUUUCCCUUACCUUUUGCCGUGUCUCUGUGGGGGACUCAUCAACCUCGUUGUUUUCGUUGCAAGCUGGUGCUUAUUGGAAGAUACGAAACCAAGUCUCCCUAAAGAUGUUCGGCCUAACUCAGCCGAAACCGAUCCUCUACUUGACCCUGGCCAAGUGGAAGAAGCUGGCGCCGGUUGCACUCCUAAUAGCGGCAGUCCCAGCGUGUCAAACCGGCGUGUCUAUAUUCUGUGCCUUGUGAGUGUAUUGUUCUUCUUCACUCAUGCCAUCUUGUUCGACGAGCUCUUUUCACUCUUUACAGCAUACAGUUUGUCAUUUGAACCUGGAGAUAUUGCCUCGGCGCUGAUUGUUUCGGGGCCUGCCAUGUUGAUUUCAAUGCUAGGUUUUCCUCCGGUUCAUAAGCGCGUCAGUUCACUGCAGCUCUAUCGGUGGUCUUCUUUUGUUUUUGUGAUUAUAUACCCUCUUUUUUCUCUUGUGCCUCAUGUCAAGCAUGCAGGCAAUGGCUGGGUUUGGGCGAGCUUGGUGAUAUUGAUCGCACUUCGAUACUCGACUCUGGUGGUCUCUCUCACUAGCGUAAACAUCCUGGUA